Letharia columbiana is the source of this 207-nucleotide messenger RNA. RefSeq lists its product as uncharacterized. The transcript has a single exon. The record is from RefSeq and is a predicted model, not a curated record. Bases 1 to 207 code for a protein of 68 amino acids. NCBI's taxonomy places the organism in Eukaryota, Fungi, Ascomycota, Lecanoromycetes, Lecanorales, Parmeliaceae.
AUGAGUAGUCAACCACACGAAGACUUGAGUAGCGCCCCGGAAUAUCUUGGCCUGGCGACCGAUUUCCUGAGCUUUCUCGCGGGAUCUGGGGGUUUGGUCGAUACAGGCGACAUCCAGCCAAAGAAAGUCAACUCCAGAGACACCGGCUUCGGAAGGAUGAGGUCCGGCAGUGUCUGCAAUUACUGCUGCAAAUUUCUCAGGCAGUGA